Molecule: messenger RNA, 855 nt
Organism: Camarhynchus parvulus
Lineage: Eukaryota; Metazoa; Chordata; Aves; Passeriformes; Thraupidae
Product: synaptonemal complex central element protein 1-like
Exons: 10
Coding region: 1-855 (284 amino acids)
Biological process (GO): synaptonemal complex assembly
Cellular component (GO): synaptonemal complex
Source: RefSeq, a predicted model, not a curated record
AUGUACUCCUAUGUCCCCGCCGUGUCCCUCCAGGCUGCAGUGAUGGACCCAGACCCACGCAGUGAGGGGCUCUACAGCCAAGACCCCCCAAGACCACCGUGUGUCCCAGUGUCCCCCCGCCCCAGGGACAAGGCGGUCUCAGGUGUCCCCAAGAGAGGCAGUGGCCCUGUGUCCUGCCCAGUUCCCCCCUCAGGUCCCCCUGGGGGGACCCCACAGCUGGAGGUGCUGCUGAGGCAGGUGCACAGCCUGAAGAAAGUCUGUGAGACCACGACAGAGGAGCUGGUGAGGGCACAAGACCGCAGGGAGGAGCUGCGCCAGGAACUGGAGCAGCUGGAGCAGCAAAAGGAGGCGCUGGAGAGGUCCUGGAAGCAGGUGCAGGAGUCACUGCAGAGAGCACAGCUCCAAGGGAAGGAGGUGGAGGCCAAAGGUCAGAGGUGCAGUGGGCUCUGCCUGGAGCAGCACCAGGACCUGGAAGGGACAAAGCAGCGGUUGGAGCAGCUGAAAAACCUGCGCCGGGAACAGAGGUGGCAGCACUGCCAGCAGCUCGAGGCCAUCACGGAGGAGCUCAAGCACCUGCGUGUCACUCACGCUCCAGCCCACCUGAAGGCUGAACUGGUGAAGCUGGAGAAGAUGAAGGAGAAGUGGCUGAGCUUGGAGCGCUGUUUGAAGGACACCGAGGAGCAGCUGGGCCCAGAGGGAGCCAUGCUCUGGCGAUUGGUGCAGCAGGAGCAGGAGGGGGCGGAGCGACUGCUGGAGGUGGAGCUGGGCCGGCAGCAGCUGAGCCUGCAACGCCGUGACAGGUUGGCAGAGGAGCUGCAGCAGCUGCAGCGCUCCCAGGAGGCUCGCCCAGAGUGA